Messenger RNA from Linum tenue, 2307 nucleotides. Lineage: Eukaryota; Viridiplantae; Streptophyta; Magnoliopsida; Malpighiales; Linaceae. The record is from the annotation of a GenBank genome assembly.
AUGGAAGCGGACAAAGAUAAUCGACCCCACAACUCCAAUCACCAUCUCCAUCGCCCCACCACCGCCAGCUGCAAUAGUAGCAGCAGUACAGCGGGGGAGCUGUUGAUCUGCUUCAGCACUUCCCGCCUCUCUUCCUCCUCCAUGAAGAUCUCAUCCUCCAAAUCCAUCCUCAGCCCCGGCCGCCGGCCCUCUUCCCGAGACCAGCAACAUCAGGCUUCUCUCUCCACCUCCCUCAGCCGCCGCCUCCGCACCAACGGCAGCAUCAAGGGCGGAGCAGGCCAGGCUUCCCCGAUGUUCCCCGCCGCCGGCGGGGGAGGGAAGAAGCGGGGAUGCGGGUUCGACAACCCGGAGCCUUCUUCCCCUAAGGUCACUUGCAUAGGCCAGGUCCGGGUGAAGACCAAGAAGCAGACGAAGAAGCUGCGGGCCAGAUCUCUGUCGAGGCCGCCCCCGGCGACGCCUGGCCGCGAGGGGAGUUUCAGGAGGCUGGAGCGCGGGAUCAGCGACGGGAACGCCGCUGCCGCCGCCGAGUCCGUGUUCCACCAGCAGAGCGAGUUUUCGCAGCAGCGGAACCAGAGGUGGGUGCAUCUUCCUCUAACGAUUUGCGAGGCUCUUAGAACGUUUGGAUCUGAGUUCAACUGUUUCUUGCCCUGUCGCUCCUCGUCGUGCCUUGCCGGCGGCGGGGAGAGUAAGGAGAAGGAAGAAGGGAGAACGGCGGUGGCUGUGUCGAGGGGGAAUGAAUCUAACGACGGGGGAUCCUGCGGGACGGUGUUUGCGCGGUGGCUUGUGGCCGUGCAGGAGAGGGAUGUGAAAGGGAGGGAGAUUGAGUUGGUGGCGGAAGAACAGGCGGAGGUUGAAGAAGAUGAAGAUGAACUGUACAGUAGCCCGGAGAUGCGGCGGAGGAGCUAUAGAAGGUACCAUGGAUUUGAGAAGAUCGAUUUCGAUCUGAAGCCGGAAGCACACGAAGGAGAAGAAUCGAGGAUGAGCAUUUGCAUUCCCCCUAAGAACGCUCUGUUGCUUAUGAGGUGUAGAUCUGACCCUGUGAAAGUGGCUGCUCUCGGAAACAAGUUCUGGAACCCUCCCGAUGCCGACGAAGACGACGGCCGCGGAGGAAACCAUGGAGAAGAAGAUGCAGCACCUCCCCCGCACCAGGAAGAAGAAGCAGAAGCAGCAGCAGCAGAAGGAGGUGGUGGUUUUGUAAAUGUAGCUGCAGAAGCGGUUGAAAUGGACGAAAUAAUAGUUGAGGGUGACGAGCAGGGAACUGAUUCGAAGUCCGAUGAGGAAUCCAUGGCGGAGGACUCCCACCUAGUUCAAGAAGAAUCGGCAACUGAUGAUGAACCAGCUUUAGCUCAAGUUUCAGCAGACGGCGAAGAGAUUCCGGUGCCGAGGCUAGAGGUGGAAUCAGUGGCGAUGUCAACCUCCGAUGGAGAAACGCCGAUCGAUGAAUCUACCUACGAAGAGAUCUCAGAUCUGGAGAAGCCGUCGGCUGUAGAUAAUGAUGAGGAAAUAAUGGCAGUUCAGGCCAAUUUAACCGGCGGUGAAGGAACAUUAAUGGCGGAAGAUCCCGAUUCUGAGUCGGCGGCACAGCAAGAAGUAGUAACUGCUCAGGAGCCAGAACCGGCGGUGGAAGGGGUAGAGAGUCCACAUUUGGCGGCGGCGGAGGAGGAGGAGGAUGAAGAACCGGGUAUCAAGGGAUCCGAACCCGAUGACCCGAAGACGGAAGGUCCGAGUCCAACGGGUCAAAAAUCAAAGGAGAGAGAAAACAACAAGAAUAAUAAUAUUACGCCGCUUUUACCGGAUUGCUUGCUGUUGAUGAUGUGCGAGCCCAAGCUGUCGAUGGAGGUUUCCAAGGAGACAUGGGUCUGCAGUACGGACUUCAUCCGAUGGCUGCCGGAGCCGUCGAGGGCAGUCGCGGUCAAGAAAAUCAAGGGCGGAGAUUCGUCCAGCGACAAGAAGACGGUCAGCGUUGACGUGGCGGUCUCCGAGCCGGUCAACAAAGCCGAGAUGCGAAAGAGCGGCUCGCUGAAGGCUCAGCACCAUCAGCCGCCGAGGUCUUCCUGCUCGUAUCCGGCGGCUCAGCCGCUGGCCUGGCGGCCCGGCGCGGAGUCGACGGGAUCGGGACUGGAGAUGAAGCUGAAGAGCCGCGGCAGCGGCAAGGCGUACGACUACGAGCUGCCGCUGAUGCUGAAGCGGUGCAAGUCGGAGCCGAGGAACGCGGCAGCGAAGCUGGCUCCGGAGGCUUGUUGCUGGAAGAACAGGAAGCUGGAGCCGCACCGGCUCGGAAUCGGCGCGGCUGGGGUCGGUUUCUAG